UCAAGCUAACUGUGUGGUUGUUAAAAUGGUUAACCCAGAAGGAAAUUCUAUUACAAUUCACGAUACCACCAAGCUGGUGAAAGACAUUUCAUCACUUUUUUUGAGUGAAACAUUUUCAGACGUCGUUUUAAUUGUCGACAACGAAAGAAUCUUUGCUCAUAAGGUCAUCCUCGCUGCACGAAGCUCAUAUUUUGAAGGCCUUCUUUACGAUGGAGGAAAUGAAAUAGAACAAUCAGAACUGACAAUAUCUCUAGACACUUCACCUGAUGCCUUCCGAAGUGUUCUUAAAUUUCUUUACACAGGUAGCAUCACCAUUAGCCCCUCAGACUUGGACCCCAGUCUAGACCUAAUCAGUUUAGCUCAUCAGUGUUCACUCACUGAUUUAGAAUACGCUGUAGGAAAUAAAAUAAAAUCUUUACUCAGCCUCAAAAACAUUUGCUCGAUCCUUAAUACGGCCAAUUUGUACGACUUGGUGGAACUUCGCGAUGCCUGUCAUUCUUUCGCGGACGAACACGCUUCGGACAUCAUCGACAACGAUUGUUUCGAAAGCUUGAGUCAAAAAUCUUUAAUAAAGAUGGUGGAAAGAGACACGUUUUUUGCUCCCGAACUAGAAAUUUUUAAAAAUGUAGCUCGAUGGUGUCAAAAAAAUAACUAUGUAGCUGGUUUGGUGGUCAACUGUGUCCGGUUAUCUUGGCUGAGUGUUGUAGAAAUUGUGUCCAUAGUGUGGCCUUCAAAACUUGUAGACUGUGAAGAUUUACUUCAAGCGAUUGCAGAAGUUGUAGAUGUCAAACCGAGAGAGUACAACUGCAGAGCAAAGUUAUUGAGCGGAGUCAAUUUUGCUACUUCUGAACAUAAAGCUGCGGUAAUAACUGGGCGAACAAACAUCACGGAAUUGUUGGCUGGCAAUAGAAAUAUCGGUUUACACGCAGACCAUGACAUUAACCCCAAUGAAAAGAAUGGAAUAACGAUUAAAUUCGGCCAUGCUUUCGUUAUUAAUCAUAUUAAUAUGAUGUUGUGGGAUGGUGACGUGAGAUUUUAUCAAUACUAUAUCGAAGUCUCAAUUGAUCAGAAAAACUGGAAAAAAAAGAUAGAUUACAGACAAUAUGCAUGUCGCUCUGUCCAGAAUCUUUAUUUCGAAAAAGUGAUAGCACAGUAUAUCAGAGUUGUUGGUACACAUAAUAGUAGACUUCCUGAAUUUCAUCUUGUAUUUUUUGAGGCUUAUUUCAAGGAUAAUAUACCAAGAAUUGUAAACGACAUUGUCUGCCCUACAACAAAUGUUGCUACAGUAGACAAGAAAGCAAUAGUUGUAGAGGGAAUUAAUGGAGCUGCUCUUCUCGAUGGAAUAACUUCCAAUUAUAGUAAUCAUACUUACCACGCUGUCGGUUCUGGAAGUAUAGUAGUCCAAUUAGCACAACCAUUUAUGCUCUCUAGCAUGAAAUUUUUAUUGUGGAAUAAAGACAGCCGUUUCUAUAAAUAUUAUGUAGAAAUCUCAAUCAAUAAGUCUGAAUGGAUCAUGAUAGCUGACCACCGAAAUGAAGAAAACAAAUCUUGGCAAAUAAUUCGUUUUUCUGAAAGACCUGUUGUCUACGUAAGAAUGACCGGGACCGGAGCUUCCGCUGAAGCUGGAAAUUAUCUACACUUGCUGCAUUUCGAAUGUCCAGCCAGUGAUGACGGAAAAACCUAUAAGUGAAGAACUUUAUACCGACAUUUUUCGUGUAAUGAAUGAAAUAAAAAGAAU
Messenger RNA from Zophobas morio, 1738 nucleotides. Its product is annotated as BTB/POZ domain-containing protein 9-like. Lineage: Eukaryota; Metazoa; Arthropoda; Insecta; Coleoptera; Tenebrionidae. The transcript has 11 exons. The record is from RefSeq and is a predicted model, not a curated record. Bases 26 to 1690 code for a protein of 554 amino acids. Gene Ontology annotation, cellular component: cytoplasm. Gene Ontology annotation, biological process: modulation of chemical synaptic transmission; adult locomotory behavior; circadian behavior. Gene Ontology annotation, molecular function: protein binding.